ACAAACAGCUACAGCCACAGCACAGCACAGCACAGCACAGCAUCUCAGCGUUACAGGCCGAUAUGAAGUGUCCACCCUGGCCGAAAGGGAAGAAACUGGUCCACCUGGAUCUCAAAGGUGCACCGCCGCGUGUCGAGUACCUGCACAAGCUGAUCGAGCUUUUCUCAGAGCUGGGAGUGAACGGCCUGCUGGUGGAGUAUGAGGACAUGUUUCCCUAUGAGGGGCAGCUGAAGCUGCUGCAGGCCACAGUGCAUCCUGCUUACAGCCGAGAAGAAGUACUAUCCAUGCAGGAAUUGGCCAGAUCUAAAGGCAUGGAGGUGAUCCCACUGGUGCAGACAUUUGGUCACAUGGAGUUCGUAUUGAAGCAUCCUCAUAUGUGGAAUCUAAGGGAGGCGGGGCACUGCGUGGGAACCCUCAACCCGCACAAAGAGGACAGCCUGAAGCUGGUGAUGGAGAUGCUGAGGCAGGUGGUGGAGCUGCAUCCAGGUCUGAACACACUUCACAUCGGAGCAGAUGAGGUCUACAUGCUCGGCGAGGGCGAGGAGUCCAAGCUGUGGCUGGCUUCAUCCGGUCACACGGUGGAGCAACUUUUCCUGAGUCACGUGACCAAAGUGGCGAAGGCGAUCAAGGAGGCGUGGCCUCACAUGACCAUCAUAAUGUGGGAUGACAUGAUGAGGGGCAUGAGUGAGGCCACUCUGAAAGCGAGCGGCCUCGUCGGACUGGUCCAGCCCAUGCUGUGGGACUACACCCCAAACCUGGACGUGGACAAAACCGUGUGCCUUCUGGAGAAGUACUGCAGUGCCGGCAUGUCGGACGUUUGGGCCGCCAGCUCCUUCAAAGGCUCCACCAGCGUCUUCACCUGCGUGUGCAGCACUCAGCGACACCUGGACAACCAUUUGCAGUGGCUGAAGGUCGCUGCUUUGCUGUCCGCCGCCGUGAGCCUGAAGGGCAUCGCCAUCACCGGCUGGCAAAGGUACGACCACCUGUCUGUGCUGUGCGAGCUGCUGCCCGUCGCCCUGCCGUCCCUCGCCGCCUGCCUCCUCACGCUCCUCCACGGCCAGUUCGGUGCAGAAGUUUCCUCCAGAGUGAGCGAGAAGCUGGGGAUUCCCUCGGUGGAGGUUUCAGCCCUGGGGAGCUCAUCUGCAGCCGACUCCAGCUACCCGGGGAGGAGGCUCGCCGAGCUGAUUGUAGAGCUGGAUUCUCUCCUGAACACGGACGACGUACGGUUUUUCGAAAACAACAUGUUUGUCAGAGGAUGGUUGAGUCCGUACCACCGACAGAGGAAGAUGGUGACCCCGCUCAUCUGCAUGCAGGCGCACAGUCAAGCUUCAACGUAUCUGACUCUGAUACAGCAGAAGGUGGAGGCGGUGAGAGAGGAGAUGGUGCGUCUUUACCCAGAAUCAACGGUCCAGGAGUGGAUCGAGGAGCAUGUCACUCCCGUGACGGCGCCUCUCCGGAGGAUAACAGAGGACAUAAAUGUCUGUGUAAAGGAGAUGGUGCCGUAG
This is a messenger RNA of Salarias fasciatus (jewelled blenny), 1505 nucleotides long. RefSeq names its product hexosaminidase d (gene hexd). Lineage: Eukaryota; Metazoa; Chordata; Actinopteri; Blenniiformes; Blenniidae. Bases 63 to 1505 code for a protein of 480 amino acids. The record is from RefSeq and is a predicted model, not a curated record. The transcript has 11 exons. Gene Ontology annotation, molecular function: hexosaminidase activity. Gene Ontology annotation, biological process: carbohydrate metabolic process.